This is a messenger RNA of Cannabis sativa, 1849 nucleotides long. RefSeq lists its product as uncharacterized. Lineage: Eukaryota; Viridiplantae; Streptophyta; Magnoliopsida; Rosales; Cannabaceae. Gene Ontology annotation, cellular component: ribosome. Gene Ontology annotation, molecular function: structural constituent of ribosome. The record is from RefSeq and is a predicted model, not a curated record. Gene Ontology annotation, biological process: translation. Bases 219 to 1535 code for a protein of 438 amino acids. The transcript is spliced from 6 exons.
CUCCUUCUUCGUUCUGAACUCAAAAACUAAGCUUGAAAAUAAUGUUUUCCGAAAAAUUCAUUUCCCAAAUCCCAAAAACCUAAAAACCAUAUAAGCUCUUAUUCUUCUUCGCCUCCUACUUCUCUCCUAUUCUUCUUCUUCUUCACAACUCGUCUGGUUCCGAACAGCAUAUCCUUCAACAAAUCUGUAUAUACAUUUUAAUUUUCAAAGCCUGUGCUAUGGCGCUCCUAUUGGUACCAAAAUGCAGAACCUUGGCGAACCCUUCUCUGUUCCACCUUUUCUCCACCACCUCCUCCUCAAACUCAGCUGACCCAGAUGACCAAAAGGACAAAUCAAAGUCCUCCACGUCCGAGUCCCCCUUCUCUUCAUACUUCAGUGAUGUCAAAGCCAGUCUGAGGCAGCAGCAGGAGCAAAGAUCAACUUCACCGCCCCCGCCCAGAAAUUUCACUUUCCCUCAUCCCUCUCAAUCUACUAUUACCAACCCCUCCAAGGUCUCUGAUGCCCUGCAAGAAAUUCGUAACAAUCUUUCUGAGUUCCGCCGCAGAUCUGAUGCACCUUCGCCUUUCUCUUCAGGUGGGCCCUCGAACAACUCGUUUAAGGAGUUGUUGAGCAGAAAUGUGCUUGGUAAGGCGGAGGGUGACAAUGCCGACCAAAUUGGAAAAGGAAACCUUUCGUUUGAAGCUAUUCGUAUGAGCAUGAAAAAGCUAAAGUCAUCUGGAAAGGGUCAGCAAGAUGGCAAUCGUAGGGAGUCUGAGAUGUAUAAUUUGUUUACGAACCGUUUGAGAUUGAAACCAUCGGAUUCCCCUCAGCGGACAACAAUGAUAGGAGGCACUGACAUGUUGCCAGCAUCUGUGUUUGGAAAGGAUACGAGGGAGAAGAGAGAUGGAUAUAGGUUAAAGGCUGCGGGGGCGGCGUUUGCGAGGACAUAUCCAGAGGAGGAUUUAGGGAAUAUGUUGAGGGAGUUGAGGCCUGAGGCCAAGGACGGAGCUUGGUUUUCGAUAGAGGAGUUAAAUGAGAGGUUGAUAAAGAUUAGGGAGUUUGAAGACCGUAAGGCUGAGUCUACUCUUCCUUACAUUCAAGAUUUGAAGGAGAGUUUGGAGAAGAUAUCGGCGGAGGAGGAAAUGAAGAAGAAUUCCACUUCAAUUGAGAGACUCAAUUUAUUGGGCCGGUUGAGUCAAACUCCUAACUUUAUGACACAACCUCCACAGGAACACCUGGUUGAGAAGUAUUUCCAUCCAGAUAACAUGUCGGCAGCAGAAAAAAUGAAACUUGAGCUCGCCAAAGUUAGAGAUGAGUUUAAAUUAUCGGAAUCCGAUUGUGGAUCUGCAAGAGUACAAGUGGCACAACUCACAACCAAGAUCAAACAUUUAUCCACAACUCUACACAAAAAGGAUAAGCAUUCUAGGAAGGGUCUUACAAGUAUGGUGCAAAGGAGGAAGAAGUUGUUGAAAUAUCUUCGAAGAACCGACUGGGAUUCAUACUGUUUUGUACUUUCGAAACUUGGGUUACGAGACAACCCGGAUUACAAGCACUAGACAACAAGAUUGUAUGUAUACUAUAUGUCAUCUUUCUUCUGUCUUUCACUGUUCUUUUGUUCUGUUUUUUUCUCUUGCAUUUUGGUCAAACAUAGUUUGGUUACACUCAUAGUUGUGAUGUGGGAAAUGAAAUUGUAGCAUUAUUUGAUUCAUUUCUUAUUUGUUUUUGGUCCCUUUUUUUUUUUGGAAGCUGGAAUGGGCUGCUAUGAAAAUAUUGUUGCUGAAUUUUCAAGCUGAUAAUAAGAGAGCAGUCAACAACAGAAUGGAAUUUAUCAAUAAGAUUCUUGUUCUUAGUGUUGAUGCACAUUAAUUUC